AAAACAAAUAUUAGUGCGCAAUGACUUAUAUUAAGUUUAAAUAUUACAUUAUUAAAAUUUAUUUUAAAAUGCGUAUUUUAAAUUAAAAUACCUUUUAUAAAUUAGUUCGACUGAGGUAAUUUUUAUUUAAAAACUUUCAACCCCCUUGUGAGUAUCACAAUUCAAGACUUAUCGUCAAAACAUAUUUUAACUUACUUAACCAAUGAGAAAUUUGUGGAACAAAAGGUCGUUGGGGAUUCAAAAAACUAUGAGCUAUUAGACACUAGAGAUUUGCUUCAAAUGAAAGUUGUGAAAUUUGUAAUCGAUAGCAUGGCUAUAUGUUAUGGAUGAGCUUUGAUAUUGAUGCAUUGUUACCACAUUUGUUUUACAUGAAUAAUGUCGCAUCAUCAUGAAUAUAAUCCAGUAAUUUAUUCGAAAAAAAUUGAAAUACACGCACAAGAAUUAUUGAUUUAUAGUUUGAAGUAAUGAAUAAAAUGGUUAAAACUCGUAUUAAAAAUAGCAUAAAAAAUAUCCCAGUAUGAUAAUAUUGGUAAUAUUUACCAGCGGAAAUAUUCAUACUCUUAUUUUUUUACACCUAUGCUGAAUAGCCUUAAAUUUUAAUCACAUGCUAAGUACUUAAUGGUUGGAUUGAAUAACAGCGGACCAUCAUGAGACGGAGAAAAGACAAUAUUAAUUGAAAACGAGUGACUGGAAGGAUAAAUUUUCUUUUAAGAUGACAUUAUGUUUUCCAGUCUUUCUCAUAAUGCUUACAACUUCUCUAGCAAAUCCUUGUACAUUCAACAGUAUGUGUACUUGCAAAACAGACGAAGCUUUAAGAAUGCAUAUAGCAUGUGUGUCAGUUCCGUUUUACACAAUGCCGAUUGUCGAAGUUGGCACCCGUAUAAGUCAUAUGGAUGUAAUAUCUUCCGAAAUCGAAGUCGUAGAAAAUGACAUACUACAAGAUACUCACAUUGAGUCACUGCGACUGAUGAGCAAUAAAAUUAGUACUGUGGCGGACAAAGCCUUUGCGUCAUCAGGCUCGGUACUAAGAGCUUUAGAUAUCAGUUUUAAUCAACUGAAUAAAGUACCAAUGAAAGCUCUUACUAACAUAAAAAGUUUAGAUUGGCUAAAUUUGCAUGGAAAUAAUAUUGAGAAAAUAGAACCUCAGUGGAAUCAUCUUCAAGAUACAUUACAACACUUAUUUAUUGGAGAAAAUGACUUGACAAUAUUUCCUGAGAGUUUAUCAAAACUUCGAUCGCUCUCAACACUGAAUUUAGAUAAUAAUUUAAUUACAACUAUUUCUACAUCCCUCAAAACACCACCUUUACUUGAGACAUUGAGUAUAUCAAAUAAUUUUUUGCAAGAUUUUCCUAUUUUUUUUACAGAAUUAGGAACUUCAUUAAACAGACUAUACAUUCGAGAUAAUUAUAUCGAAAAUAUGACUAAAAUAAUACCAAACAGAUUUGUAAAACUUGAAGUCUUGGAUCUUGGUAUGAAUCGAAUUCAAAGUUGGACAGGUCGAUUGUUCGACGGCCGUUCUGAGGUCCGUAAUUUACACAUGGAUAUGAAUCAAAUCGAAGUUUUAGAAGAAAAAGCAUUCGAAGGACUACGAUCAGUCCGUAUGUAUUUGUCUCAUAAUCGGCUUCGAAGUAUAAAUCAUAAAACUUUUGAAGGCCUAGAGAGAAUAUUGGAAUAUUUAGAUCUAGAACAUAACAAAUUAGGAAUAAUUCCAACAGCAGUAAGGACUUUAAAAAAUUUAAAAUUUCUUUACCUAUCGUCAAAUGGUCUGAAUCAUAUUGACGUAGCAGACUUUGCGGGUGUAUCUUCAAGCUUGCGAUCAUUAUCACUAUCAGGAAACCGUUUAACAGAAAUUCCUAGUAUGGCUUUAGAAAACUGUACGAAAUUAUCUCAUUUAAAUUUAGGGUAUAACUUUAUUCGAGAAAUAAAGGAAAAUGACUUUGAAGUUUGGGCAGAGCACUUAGAUACACUAUUACUUAUGAACAAUAAGCUGACUGAACUUACUGGAAGACCAUUUAAAAAGACAAUGGUCUUAAGAGAAUUAAGUUUGUCUUUUAACAAUAUUCAUUACGUGGACACAGAUGUGUUUUUAGAUUUAGCAAAUUCAUUGGAAAGUUUAGAAAUCAGUUUCAGUGUCUAUUAUGACAAUUUUCCUGUGAAAAUACUAAAACAUUUAAAAUCUCUUUUGUGGUUAGUUCUUGACAAUAACGAUAUUCUCUCAGUACCAGUUAAUUCCUUUCACACACUUGAUAAACUUCAGUAUAUCAAUAUGGAAUCAAAUAAAAUAUCUGUAAUAGCUCCGAAGACGUUUUCUUCUACCAAUCUAACUUAUCUUCGGGAAAUAAGACUAAACCAAAAUAAUUUAAUGUCACUAGAUUCCAACACGUUUUUAAAUUUACAACAAUUACAAACAAUUACAUUAUCGAGAAAUAAAAUAAUUGAAAUAAUGUCUCAUGCAUUUAACAAUCUUCCUAGGUUAUUUAAUAUAGAUUUAUCGUUUAAUAAAAUUGAAUACAUUCAACCGUCAGCUUUUUAUAGCUUACCGAAUUUAAAACGAAUAGAUUUACAAGGAAAUCAACUAAAAGAAUUACGAAUUACAUCAUUUAUAAAUUCAACAAACUCUAAACAACCAUUAUUAUUAAAUGUAUCAAGAAACUAUAUUGAACGAGCUCCAGUGGAUGAUCCAUUAACACCAAUUCAUGUAAAAAUUCUUGAUUUAAGCUAUAACAAUUUGCAGGAUAUUCCAUUUGAACUUUUAUACCUAGUGUCUGGUUCAAUGAAAAAUUUGUACCUGGAUCACAAUAAGAUUUCAAAAAUUUAUGACUCAGAGUUUGUAAACUUAUUUAAUCUCGAAAUUCUUUCGUUAGCAGGAAAUGGAAUAACAUCUAUAGCACAAAAGUCUUUUAGCAAUUUAACAUCUUUGCAAAUACUUGAUCUCUCUCAUAAUAAAAUACAACAUUUGUAUACUGAUCAAUUAGCAAUUUUACCUAAAUUACGAAUUUUGUCUCUAUCUGGAAAUUAUUUGAAUACUAUAAGUUGGGAUAUAGUAUCUGGUGCACCAUUAGAAUCAUUGGAUUUGUCUAACAACCAGUUCUUAACAGUACCAACUGGAGUAUUAUUUCAUACAGGAUCAACAUUAAGACAUUUAUUACUUUCCGGCAACCAAAUCGAUCAUAUUGAUGGUACUACUUUCUCAGGCAUCACAAAGUUAGCUAAUCUUAGUCUAGCCAAUAACAAGUUGACAAUAAUUCCUGACAAUGCAUUUGUAGGACUUUCUAGCUUAUUAUCAUUAGAUUUGUCUUCAAAUAACUUGAGAGCUAAUUUUAAAGAAUUAUUUCAUUAUAUUCAAAAUUUGAAACAUUUAAAUUUAGCUAACACAGGACUUACUGAAAGUCCAUCCUUGCCACUACCUAAUUUAGUAUCACUCAGAUUAUCCCACAAUAAGUUAAAAACGAUAUCAAGAGACUCAAUGGAAAUGUUGUCUCGAUUAAGAUCUCUUUUCAUUGAUUAUAAUGAAUUGUCUUAUUCCCCUGCAAACGUGUGGUCAUAUUUGCCAUCUUUAAAGUUGCUGGAUAUAUCAUCAAACCCUAUCAAAACAAUUACAAAAGCAAGUUUUAUGGAUUUAUCUAGACUACAGCAUUUAAGGGCUCAACAAUUACACUAUCUCGAUCGUUUUGAUGCUGGGUCAUUGUCAAAACUUUCUACACUUCGUUCAUUGACCACAGAUUGGAGAGAAAAUCUUGGACAAAUAGUUUGUGCUACAGCACAUUCUAUUCAUACGUUAUCAAUUUACGUAAAUCGGAUUAGGUUACCUGGACCUAUAGUUGAUCAUUGUGGUCCAAAAAUAGAUUCAAUAGAAAUCACAGGACCUAAAUUACGUAUCUUGGAUCCUUCUGUGUUCGACGGAUUACAAUUAGGGACUGGUGAUAGAUUAACUAUUAGUAUACGAAACACUGCCAUUGAAGAUUUACCAGCUGAUUUGUUAUUACCAUUAGUUGGUAUACCUAAACUCACAUUGGACUUAACAGGGAAUAAACUAACUUCGCUCAAUCCAUCAACUAUAUACUCAAACUAUACAUCAUGGGAGAAUUCAGGAACAAAUAUUUUAAAAGGCGGUCUAUUUCUUGAAGAUAAUCCUUUACAAUGUGACUGUGGGCUAUUAUGGUUAGGUCAGUGGUUGCGACGAUGGCUACGUGAAGCAGUUCAAGUGCACACUCUUGGAAUGGCCGAGUCUCAGAUGGUCCAAUCGACUGUCCGACGUGCAACGUGCACCGACCCUCGAAACGAUGCUGUACGUAUUCCAAUAGCUGAUAUUUAUCCUGAAGAUUUGCGUUGCAAGGCCAGUGCUCUAAGUGGUAGCGGAACGGGUAAUACUGCUACAAAAACUUCUCACUUGAUCAUUUGUUUGGUUCGAGCAUUGGCCGUUUUUUAUUUGGCGACGAUUUGGUGUAACGUAUGUUAGACUGACCGACAUUAAUAUAUAUUAUGUCAAUUUUAGUUUAUGUGUACUCUUUUAUUAAGUAUGUAAUCAGUGAUUUCGGUCUAAUCAGUGAAUCUGAGGUGCAAAUAUUGAUUUCAACAUUAUCAUAUGAUUUAGAAGAGCAGAACGAAUAAACAAUUAACUAUACGUUGACAGUAUUUGCACUUCCGUAUUUUUUUUACUUACAAUCCAGACUUGUGAUAAUUAUGUGUACUAUAAUUUGUAAAUAGUCUAUGUAUUGAUUGUUAACCGACUCCAAUGUAAGUUUGGUAUACGAAUAAUCGGUACUUGAAAAGUGUGUAAAAAAAACUCAAUUCUUUAAGUAAUUGGUUAAAAUAGAAUAGUUAUCAAAUCAAAACAAAACAUAGAAUAAUUAUCUAUGUUGAAUUCAAACAAUUAAAAAAUUGUUAAUAAUUGAAUAAAAAAAAAAUGCAUGCCCAUAAUUGUAUUUAUUACAAGGAACAUAUUUUAUAUUCCUAAAAAAUUGUUAUUUUAGGCGCUGCUAAUUAUAUUAUAAUUUAUAACUUGAACUUUCUUUUUGAAUAAUCUCACAUUGUUUUUAUCAUAUUACAUGAGUUCGUACUAUUUUUUUUUUUUUUUGUAAUGUAGGAAAAUAUUACCCAGAAAUUUUCAUUAAGACAUAAAAUUUAUUAUAUUUUGACCAUUCCAUCAAUGGAAAGUUUCGCUAUUGAAUGAGAAUUCUGUGUUUAAUAACGUUCAUGCUUGAAUAAUAAUAUUAAUGUUUCCAUUUGAAGAUCAAAGGUAUUUUUCAAUAAUAAUCAUUCAUGUUUGAUCAAUAUCAUCUCUUUUAUAAUAUUCUAUUGAUAUUUCACGUAUUUCUAUACAUUUAAUUAAAGUUUAUAAUGAUAGUUGGAUUCUAAAUUUAUGACUUUAUUAAAUAAUACAUUUAUUUAUCAAAAAUCAUAAUAAGUCUUUAUUUGAUCUAUUGAAAAUUAUUUAUAAAUACGUGGAUAUUUUUUUUAAUAAAUAAUUAUGAUUAUUACAAAAAAUCUAUUUUCAGAAUAGCAAACUAAUUUUAUUUCAGCAAUAUUCAUAUGAUUUUCCCUAUUGUUUAAUUUAUCAUACGAAGCAUAAAAACUAGCCAUCCUUUUUACCGAGUAAAAAUGUAAUCGAACGGAAAAACAUGCAUAUACAGACAAAUAAGAAUAGGUAUAGAUAUAUUUUAUAUAAAAGAGUAUUCGAUAAUGUAAAACAAUGUCUGAUCACUAAUAUUAUUGAAUUAAAAAUUAGUUACAGUUGACUAACUUAUAGGCAAACGUUUUAUUUUUAUUUUUUUCUAAAAGAAUUCUGUAAUGCAGUGGAGCCGUUCCCUAUAUAUAUAUAUGCAUUAUGUGGCAAUGCAUAUGUUAGGUAGGUAAAUACAAUCAAUAAAUAUUUCACCCAAUAAUGUCUGUAAUUUCAUGAAAAAAAAUGAAUAAUAAGUAAUGAACAAAAAGUCUUAAAAAAAUUAGAGGUCAUGGUGUCCCAAUGAAAAUUUAUCAUGAUAUUCAUAUAAAAUUUCAAAUCGUCGUCAUUGCUUUUGCGAAAACUAUUCAGACAUUUUGUAUUUAAUACAUUUUUACAGGAAUAUGACUUUUAAAUCUUAAUUAAAAUCAGUAUUUAAUUAUAAAAAAAAAAACUAAAAAAUCAUUUAACUACUGUAUAUAAUCGUUAAAUAUGCAAUUUGCCCUUCCAUUUAUAUUUAUUAAAAGUAUUGUAGAUUUUUGUUUUGUAUAUAUACUUUUGUUAAAAUCUAUUGUUCAUAGUAUUUUUCAUUGUUAUGUACCAUAUAUGUAUAGUAUCAAUAUUAUAAUAUAGUCUUGUUUUGUAA
This is a messenger RNA of Daktulosphaira vitifoliae (grape phylloxera), 6308 nucleotides long. Its product is annotated as chaoptin. Gene Ontology annotation, cellular component: extracellular matrix. NCBI's taxonomy places the organism in Eukaryota, Metazoa, Arthropoda, Insecta, Hemiptera, Phylloxeridae. Gene Ontology annotation, molecular function: protein binding. The record is from RefSeq and is a predicted model, not a curated record. The coding region runs from base 713 to 4459 and encodes 1248 amino acids. The transcript is spliced from 8 exons.